UUCAUGUAAAUUAUAAGCACAAGCAACAAUGACAAAACAAUCUAUUUCUCUGGGUAUAAAUAAUUAAGAACCCCAGUCAGUUCAGUGAUCCACCACGAUUCAUCUUUGCUUCUCCCAUUCCUUCCCUCCCUCUCUCCCUCUCUCUCUCUCCGAGGCUUACCCUUAACCCAAAUAGUCAGCGCUGUCCUUUACGCAUCUCUUUUCUUUUUGGUUUGCUUCAAAUUUUGCAAACACUUUCUGAUUAUGUGUAGGGUCUGCAGAUGUCUCCCAGUAUUAUUGCUGGGUUUCAGGAGAGCAGUUGCUCUGUGCAUUUUGCCUUUGUGGGCAAGCAGAAAAGCUCUGACAGAAGACGGAGGAGACACUAGACAGGUCUCGAAGAAUACUACAGAAACUUCAAACCCAAGAACUACAGAAACUUCAAACCCAAGAAAACCAAAACAAGUUAAGGGUUUUAGAAAUCCUGAGGCUUCGAAGGAAGGAAUUAGUCGACUUACCAAGAAAUAUUGGCGCCAGCGAUACAGACUAUUCUCGAAAUAUGACCAAGGUAUCAAAAUGGACGAAGAAGGUUGGUUCUCUGUGACACCCGAAGAAAUUGCCAUUAGACAUGCUGGGAGGUGUACGGGUCAUGAGGUUGUGAUUGAUGCCUUCUCUGGAGUUGGAGGAAAUGCUAUUCAGUUUGCCAGAAAGGGUUGUCAUGUUAUUGCCAUAGACAUAGAUCCUGCAAAAGUUGCACUGGCAAUGAAUAAUGCAAAAGUAUAUGGAGUUGAGGAAUAUAUUGAUUUCAUUGUUGGAGAUUUUUUUGCGCUUGCUCCAUCGUUGAAGGGAGAUAUAGUGUUCCUUUCACCACCAUGGGGCGGUCCUUCUUAUAAAGACGUCCAAACAUUCACACUUGAGUUGCUUAAGCCAGUUGAUGGUUAUACCUUGUUUAAAGUUGCUCAAGCUAUAACUCCUAAUAUCAUUAUGUUUCUACCUCGGAACAUUAACCUAGAACAAGUUGCAGAGUUGUGUAGGCUGUCUUCUCCUCCUUUGGAGCUUGAGGUUGAACUCAAUCAUGUACAGAACUAUCUUAAGGGUGUGACUCUGUACUUUGGUAGUACGGUAGCUGCUCCUCCCAGAUUUUCUAUCAGAAUGUAAAGUGCUUCCAUAUGAAGAUUGUAAUUACUUAAUUACAGGCGUUAAUCUCUCUUAAAUGUAAAACUGUCUCCCAUAUUUAUA
Molecule: messenger RNA, 1215 nt
Organism: Neltuma alba
Lineage: Eukaryota; Viridiplantae; Streptophyta; Magnoliopsida; Fabales; Fabaceae
Product: trimethylguanosine synthase-like
Exons: 6
Coding region: 244-1134 (296 amino acids)
Biological process (GO): 7-methylguanosine cap hypermethylation
Cellular component (GO): nucleus
Molecular function (GO): RNA cap trimethylguanosine synthase activity
Source: RefSeq, a predicted model, not a curated record